Aphanomyces invadans is the source of this 686-nucleotide messenger RNA. RefSeq lists its product as hypothetical. Lineage: Eukaryota; Oomycota; Saprolegniomycetes; Saprolegniales; Verrucalvaceae. The coding region runs from base 173 to 652 and encodes 159 amino acids. The record is from RefSeq and is a predicted model, not a curated record. The transcript is spliced from 4 exons. Gene Ontology annotation, molecular function: protein binding.
UCAUUCACACAGCGCAUCCAUCCACCGCAAUGACGUUCGUCAACGGUAGAGGCAAUCCAGUUGGACAAAUUGGACCACUCCCUAGGAUAUCCCAUAUUGGAGGUCUAAUCAGGACAUUGGUGGACAGAAAUCCCAAUGAUUGCGGUUCCCGCAUCAACGUGGACUGGAUGUCAUGCAGGCUGUCGCUCCAUCAAGAAAAAUGCCGCUGACGAAGGAGCGGACGGACAUGGCGAAGGUGAACUACGCUCUCAUCGAAGCCGCCGCCAAGAAUGACAUCGACAAGCUUGACGCAGCGUUGGAACUUGGCGCGGAAGUCGACUGCCGAUAUCAAGGUUUUACUCCGCUGUAUCUGGCCGUGAUGAAGGGAUUCACAAAGGUCGCCCACCGACUCUUGCUCCGCGGUGCCAACGUCGAAGCGAUGUGCAACAAGCGGCGAACAGCCAUCAUGAUCGCAGCAAGUCGCGGACGAUUGAUGUGCGUGGAACUGCUUCUCGAUCACCAUGCGAACGUGCAUCGCCAAGACGAAGGCGGUGAGACAGCCAAGCAACUUGCUCUCAGGAAUGGCCACGAAGGCGUCGCCGCGUUAUUGCAGGACGCAGAAUACGCUACCCUGCCCCGCAAUUCCCGUCUCAUGGCACUGUCGCUCGCUUAAGCGUUAAUGUAAUCCCUGUCUACGUUUAUGUCCA